Colletotrichum tamarilloi is the source of this 462-nucleotide messenger RNA. RefSeq lists its product as uncharacterized. Bases 1 to 462 code for a protein of 153 amino acids. The record is from RefSeq and is a predicted model, not a curated record. The transcript has a single exon. Lineage: Eukaryota; Fungi; Ascomycota; Sordariomycetes; Glomerellales; Glomerellaceae.
AUGUGUCAUUUCGUUUGGUACGACAACGAAUGCUCCAGCUGCGGCUUCACUUUCGACCGCAAGCUCACGAAAUGCAAAUACGUCAACGCGCGGGUUCCGCGACCUGCUUGCGAUAAAACAUAUCUGAGAGAGAACCAGCCGGACUUCAGGUGUCAGAAUUGCACAGCUCCGGAAACGCCUUGGAGGAAAGUGGAGUUCUUGGUGAAUGCUACCGAGGGGAACACCAAUGCUGACGAGGCGGACUACCACACUGAUUACCCGACUGAUGAUGACUGCAGAGAUGGUGAUUAUAAGGGUGACGACGAGUCUGCUUCCUCUGAAGAUGACGGUGAUGUAGAUUCUCAAAGGAAAAUUGGGAACUCGAAGAGGAAGCUGGAGGGAUCUACCUGGCAAGGCACGAGGAGAAGUUUGAAGAGGUCUUGCAAGGAACGGGGAACAAGGCGGAUUGGAAUGUUGAACUGA